Molecule: messenger RNA, 1839 nt
Organism: Penicillium subrubescens
Lineage: Eukaryota; Fungi; Ascomycota; Eurotiomycetes; Eurotiales; Aspergillaceae
Product: DUF3176 domain-containing protein
Exons: 1
Coding region: 1-1839 (612 amino acids)
Source: RefSeq, a predicted model, not a curated record
AUGGCACCACCCUCAGUCAGUGACUGUUCGCAACAUGGGGACUUGGCCAUAACUAGAACCUCAUCGGUCUCGUCAAUCCACCGCCUCUCAGAGGAACGUGACCCGGCCACCGACACACGCGAGUCUUUCAAUUAUACCUUCCAGCCCUUAUUCAACGAAGGUCCAAAUUCGCCGACUGCGUCCAAAAUCAACGAAAAGAAGCCCUUCGACUGGAAUGGAUCCUGGGCAUGGGAAACGGGUGGUUCUGCCUUAGGAAUCAUCUCCCUUGCCCUUCUUGUUGCAUUCCUCGCCAAAAUAGAUGGGACUGCCUACGAUCGCUGGCAAUAUUCAAUCUCGCCCAACACAGUCGUCUCCGUUAUCACCACCAUUGGCAAAGCGGCGAUAUUGGUUCCUGUCUCGGCAUGUCUAAGCCAGCUGAAAUGGAAUCGAUAUCGAAGGGUCAAUCGUUUGUCCGACUUACAGGCUCUAGACGAAGCCAGCCGUGGCGCAUGGGGAUCGACCGUAUUGUUUUGGUCGAUGACACCUAGUUUGGCCACUGUUGGAGCAUUGCUGACCGUACUGGCGGUCGCGAUCGAUCCUUUCUCUCAGCAGAUUAUCACCAUCCACUCGCGUAAUGCUUUGGCACCAAACGGGACGGCCUAUGUGCAAAUGGCUCGCGGCUACAAUUUAAACUCGGACGAGCAAAAGUCACCAACUAUGCAAAUCGCAGUACUCAGUGGGUUGUUUCAAACCAAUGCAGCCCUAAACCCGCACUGCGAUUCGGACUAUCACUGCGAGUACCCAGAGUUUGUGACACUGGGGAUCUGCAGCAAGUGUGAAGACGUCACUCAGGAGACGAAUCAAACCUGCAAGACGUCACCAGAAACAGCCGCCAUCAACUAUCUAGGCUCUGGGUGGGACAAUAUGCGUACCAAUUGCACUUAUCAAUCACCCAGCGGAUUCGAUGUAGAUCUCGCAGAUGUUACUUUGAGCAUGAACAACGGACGAACUUUGACCUAUUUGCAAGCGAAAUCUUCGAUUGUGCUGAACACCACCAUCACGAGUGCCGUUGGAAUCGAAAGCCCGCUUAUUGCGAUUCUGAGCUUGAUUGAUAACAACAAAACCUACUACUCGCAUCAGAAUCACACAAAAUCGCCAAAUAAGCCCGAUAUGACGGAAUGCGCGGUAUAUUGGUGCGAGCAGGAAUUCCCAACGGCAAGCACACGUCGAGCAUACCAGCCCAGCAGGACCCAGCCUUUGAUUCCCGUCGACCCUGUGGUGACGCAGGGGACAGUCAUCGGACAUGAUCAACCAUAUCUGGCUGCCCCAUCGGGACUGCACACUCUCUCUGAGAAUUCUUCCUACCCGAUCAACCAUACUACCUACACUACCUUGACCUCCGAUAUAUCCACCAUCCUCACAUCGGAUUCGGAUUCUGCAAAAAUCUUUGGAACGGAGAAUCUCGUGACUCGAAAUAUCACGGACAUUCUUUCAUCUCUCGCUACCAGCAUGACGGAUGUCAUUCGUUCCGACCCAGACACAAGCAUCCCUGUCGCUGGCAAUGCCUAUUACUCACAAAACUUUAUUCAUGUCCGAUGGCCGUGGAUUAUUCUUCCCGUCUUCGUCGGAGUGAUGUCAACAGCUUUUCUUAUUAUCACCGCAGUCUCAAGUCGGAAAGCGGUUCUUUGGAAGACAUCUCUGUUGCCUUUGCUUGUUGGGCGGCUUGAGGUACAGCCAUCCCAUGCGUUGUCGACAAUGGGAAGCGUAGACGAGAUGGGACGAAAGUCUAAAAGCGUUCGAGUCUACUUAGAGCAUGACCCUGGGUUGACAUUUGUUGAAGAUACAAUUCCAAGGAGAUAG